Messenger RNA from Branchiostoma belcheri (Belcher's lancelet), 3824 nucleotides. Its product is annotated as death-associated protein kinase 1-like. The record is from RefSeq and is a predicted model, not a curated record. Lineage: Eukaryota; Metazoa; Chordata; Leptocardii; Amphioxiformes; Branchiostomatidae. The transcript is spliced from 15 exons. Gene Ontology annotation, molecular function: protein binding. Bases 1 to 3057 code for a protein of 1018 amino acids. Gene Ontology annotation, biological process: regulation of apoptotic process.
AUGCGUGUUCAUCUGGUGAUAAAGGUUCAAAGUCCCCAGAGCCUCGCGUUCCUGUUUGCAAUUGCUUCUCGUGAUGUGGCGGCGGCAGCCAUGUUGGACCAUGGGCUCUUGUGGGUACGUACUGAGGAGAUGGACCUUGACAAGUUCUUCAGGGCUGUGGAGAGGGGUGACGUACAGACUGUGAGGAGGGGGCUGGACGCUGGGGUGGACGUCAAGGAGCGAACAUCCCUGCAUGUGGCCAGCAGGUACGGACAGACUGCGGUAGCAGAACUGUUGAUCAAACACGGCGCUGAUCUGGAGGCGAGGGGCGAAUAUGAGAAGACAUCCCUGCAUGUGGCCAGCGGGCACGGGCAGACUGCGGUAGCAGAACUGUUGAUCAAACACGGCGCUGAUCUGGAGGCGAGGGAUGACGACCAGGACACACCUUUGCAUGAUGCUGCCGUUGAAGGCCACACCGGGACUUGCGAGCUUCUGAUUCGUCAUGGGGCAGACGUGACGGCAAGGAGUGUGGAUCAGGACGCACCUUUGCAUAGGGCUGCUGAUAGGGGCCACACCGGAACUUGUGAGCUUCUGAUCCGUCAUGGGGCAGACGUGAUGGCCAGGAAUAAGGACCAGGACACACCUUUGCAUAGGGCUGCUGAAAAGGGCCACACCGGGACUUGUGAGCUUCUGAUCCGUCAUGGGGCAGAAGCCGUGACGGCGAGGAAUGAGUACCAGAACACACCUUUGCAUUGGGCUGCUCUUCGGGGCCACACCGGGACUUGUGAGCUUCUGAUCCGUCAUGGGGCAGACGUCACGGCGAGGGAUAAGGACCAGAACACACCUUUGCAUGAUGCUGCUGCUGGGGGUCACACCGGGACUAAUGAGCUUCUGAUUCGUCAUGGGGCAGACGUGACGGCCAGGAAUGAGGACGCGGUGCAGGAAAGGUCGUUCCACGAGCUGCUGCAGAAGUCUGGCGGAGUGAAGACCGACAGGUGUAAGACGUUCGUGUUUGGGAUGGCGGGAACGGGAAAGUCAACACUGAAGAUAAGUCUGAUAAGAGGCCUCGUUCCUGCUUUGCUCCAAGCAUGGAGUAAAUCAUCGUCAGCCGAGGAGCCUCACGACCCCACCCCAGGGGUGGAUGUUGGGACGUUCCAUAUUCCGGGGGUGGGGGAGGUCAGCCUGUGGGAUUUUGCUGGUCAGUCGGAGUACGCGGUGACCCACAGUAUGUUCAUGGAUGCAGAGAACACCAUCUUCAUUGUGCUGUACAACAUCGAGCACGACACUGAGACACAAGAAAAGCAGGUUCACUGGUGGCUUUGCUUCAUCAAGUCCUGCAACCCAAACCGGCAGCCUGACGUCAUCUUAGUGGCCAGCCAUGGAGACAAAGUGUCACCCAACACAGGAAAACGCCGAGCUGCCCAACUUCUGCAGCUAAUGACGUCAGAGUUCAACGAUCACCUCCGUAUCUCAGACGAAGUGAUCCUGAUGAACUGUAAGGAGACCAGAACACCUGAGAUGGACCGACUGAAGAAACUGCUCGCUAAGAUGAAAACGAGUAUGUUGGAGCACCAACGGAAGAUGCCCAAGCUGUGCGCAGAAAUCACCAAGCAGCUGCCCAGCUGGUGCCAGAAGAAGUGCAGCCCGAAGUGUCCUGUCCUGAGGUGGCCAGGCUACCUGGACGCAGUCAAAGAGAUCGACCCUCAUGUGGAUGAGGACUUCCUGCGGGAGUCUACACGGUAUCUGGACCAUCUCGGGGAGAUCAUUUUCAUCUGUCCGAGUUCUUCUGAUCCCAUCAUUGUCCUGAAGCCCAACUGGCUCUGCACAGACGUCAUCGGUCCAAUGAUGGCACCGGUCAACUUCCCCAUUCCCCGCCUGGAGGGAACGAGCGAAGACUACGUCACCAGGGAGGAGAUCAAGCGCGUUUUCCAAGACGUUGCUGACGUGGAUCUCCUCAUCACUCUGCUGCAAGAGUUCCAGCUCUGCCACUCCUAUGACGGACAGACCUUCAUCUUCCCAGGGCUGCUGACGCAAACCAUGCCUGCUGACAAGUGGCAACCAACAUCUGCACAUGAGCCAAAGGUGGUCUACUUCGGGAAGCAAGUCCAGUGUGCCGACUCCACUGACAUGUUCUCCUCCGGGUUCUUCCCCCAAGUGCAGACCCGCCUGAUGAGAGAGCAGGAGAAUCGCCCGCGGCUGUGGAGAGAUGGCGCCAAGUGUGUGGACGGGGAUGUGGAAGGUCUGAUCAAACUCUCUCCGGACGGCCGUACAGUCAACAUCUGUGUCCGGAGUGUACAAGGUGACAAGGAGCAGUGUGGCAAGAUGCUGCAGCAGCUGGAGAACAUCAUCGCUGAGGUGCUGGAAGAAAGCAGCCCAGGAACAGGCACGGUCGAGAAGGUGCUCAGCGCUCGUGCACUGAAGGAACACAGGGAGGAAUUCUACUCCUACGGCAUGGAGGAGAUCAGCAAGGCAGCAGCCGAGGGCGGUAGAAUCGUCCACCCCAUCCUCGGGUUCACAGAACAGGUCAGUGACCUGCUGUACGUGGAGACCCCGCUCACCAGGAACCGCCCAGAACUGGUCCAGGCCUUGCGGCACGUGGAGCCAAUCCUGGACCACUUGCAGGCACGUGACAUCCUGACUGUGGAGGAAUGUGACGUCAUCAGGGCCAACGCCACGCCCCAGGACCGCGCACGUGCGCUGCUGGACACCGUGGGGAGGAAGGGAGAAGACGCACUCCGGGUGUUCCAGUCCGUCCUGGGGGAGGUUGACGCCCGUGCAGCAGACAUGCUCAUGGCCACACGGCAGGCUGAUGAGGUACAGGACAGAGAGGACCAUCUGACCAGACACCGUCCUGAGCUGGUGCAGGCUUUGAGGCACGUGGAACCGGUCCUGGACCACCUGCAGGUCAUGGAGGUCCUCAGCACCGAGGAGUGUGACGUCAUCAGGGCCAAAGGCACGCCCCAGGACCGCGCACGCGCACUGCUGGACAUCGUGGGAACUAAGGGAGGAGACGCGCGUCAGGUGUUCAAGGUCGUCCUGGAAGAGGUGCACCCGGAGGCGGCGGAAAUGAUGGAGUAAACUUGAAGGACUUGAACUUACUUAACGUGCUAGUGACAAACAUCUACAUUUGUGUCACAUGUGACAUAGAAAACUGGGUAAUACUGACAUGCAUGUGUUUAGUUUUUGGAACAUGAUAUUUGUUUCCGACUUUUUUUCAAUAUUUGAUUGUCAGGAGUUCAGGAUCCUACUUCUUUCUGCAAAUUAGUGCCACUACCUUGUGACUGUGUUACAGUCAGACAUUGCCUUUUCUGUUGUGGCAUGGAUACUGUUUUAAUUUUGUGUGCAAAGCUACUCACUGCAAUAAGAAGGUAAAUAGCAGUUCGUUAGGCUGAAGUUACUGAAAAACCUCUGUUUCUUUUUAAUUCUUAAACUUGACGUCGAAAAAAGUUUCUGGCGAUUCUUUGCAUCUGCUCCAACUUAACAUUAUUACUAAACGACUGGAGUAAAGAGACAGCUGCUGAGAACUGAAUGAAUGUAUAUUAACUACUGAUCUUUUCAUAAUGCAAUCCUGUAUAAAUAAUUUGACUGAGUACAUUUAAUGUAACAAUGGGACCUGUGAUGAUUGAAAUCUAUGACAUCAUCAAUUACAUUGUAUAAAUAUCUUUUGCAAUCUGCUGUUUUGCUAUCAUGUAAGUGUAUUGGCCACAAAGAACGGGAAAUCUGCUUCCCGACAUUUUGAGGCAUUAACAGGAAUCAUCAUUAGCGUGGGACAUAAGGGGAACAUGCAAUAAUGCCACAGUAAAAUGAUAAUAUGCGAAUAAUGCUUAUAGCUAGCAUUACGUAUA